This is a messenger RNA of Saccharomyces paradoxus, 3054 nucleotides long. RefSeq names its product Cin1p (gene CIN1). The coding region runs from base 1 to 3054 and encodes 1017 amino acids. Gene Ontology annotation, molecular function: GTPase activator activity; beta-tubulin binding. The record is from RefSeq and is a predicted model, not a curated record. NCBI's taxonomy places the organism in Eukaryota, Fungi, Ascomycota, Saccharomycetes, Saccharomycetales, Saccharomycetaceae. The transcript has a single exon. Gene Ontology annotation, biological process: microtubule cytoskeleton organization; tubulin complex assembly; post-chaperonin tubulin folding pathway.
AUGUACAAUAUCCAGGCUUUGUUGAGCUCGAUACAAUCUGGGGUUCAGACCAUUUCUCCAGAGACGCACCAACAGACAAUUGCCGCGAUCAAUAAGUUUCAAGACGAUCCGGCACUUUUAGACACCAUACUACCAAGAUGCGUGCCUCUUUUGACGAACUCGUUCUUUUGUAUGUCAAAACGUGACCAAAAACUCGUUGCGGAGCUCUUCUACAAUCUUGACAAGAUCUCCCACUCAAAAGUCCUUAAAUCAUUAGAUACAAGUAUUUUUAGAUUAAACGACAUUUUAGAAUAUUUACAAGAUCAAGCUUCGCCUUCUUCUUUCAGCGAUGUCUUGUGCGUCUAUCUAAAUUUUUCUUGGCUUAGCGUCAUUUUGCUUUCACCUUACACAUUCAAAGACAAAUUCAGCAAAACGCUUCGAGUAUCAUCGAGGUUCGAGAACUAUCCGAUUUGCAUACCUCCGAUUAACAAGAUUAAAGCCGUUUUAUAUUUCAAAAACUUCACACAUGCGUUUGACCAGCUACCGGAACCGGAACAGUCAAAUGUACCAUUUCUCAACCAGUUUUUAAAACUGUUUAUUCAGUCAUCACAAACUGCAAACACCUACUUCUCGCAUGAGAAUCUAAGGCACUUACAACAAGUUGCGCUGUCCAGUGACGCAAUAAAGCUCCUACCCAAAUUAUUCCAGAUUUCGUACAAUCGUGGGUCUCACGACAUCCUAAAUGCUAUAAUAGAAUUUUUCCAAGACCAUCUCAAUUCAAAUUCCACGGAUACCCGAUUCAAAUUGGCGCACUCCUUCGCUAAGAUUAUCAAGUUCCUCCACCAGACGGAUCCACCAUCUUCUAUCGAACUCAUCGAAUAUACCAUCGAAAAUACAGUUUCUCUAUUACAGGCCUCUUGCGAUUCCAUUGAUAGUAACGAGUUGCACACCUCUCUCCUCAUCAUUGCCGAGGUGGCGCUGGCUAAAAUUCUCCCUAUAGAUUUGGUCAACCUCGUAUUGACUCAGAUCAUCCCUAAAACUUGUCAUUUCCAGCAAUCCCACUUUCAAAUCAUCAAGGGCCAUCAUAUCAGGGAUUCGACAAGUUUCAUUAUCUGGUCAAUAAUAAGGUCAAACAAUGGCAAUAGUUUGUCGUCACGGGUCCUACAGUCGCUAUUGUCUCACUUACUAAUAAAUGCCUUUUUCGAUUCUGAAUUAAUAAUCAGAUACUCGAGUUUUGCUGCUCUCCAAGAAUUACUGGGUAGAUCCAACAAAUCUCUUGCGCUAAAUCAAACGGAUAUCGCAUCCAUAUUGCAGGCAAACUGGAAGGAUUUACCGAGAUCGUUCGAGGAAAAUUCGGGUCUAAUUCACAGACUGUUCAACCCCGAAAACACCUUGAAAACUACUGUUUGCGUGUGGAACAUAUUCAUUGAUUGGUCGUCCAAUUGGAAUUUACUGGAAAAUUUACAUUUGACUACAAUGAAACUCAAUAUAGAUUACAAUUUAGUGCCACUAAUCAAGGCAAAACUAUACUCAACCGAUUUAUUGCAAGUAAUAUUAAACAAGUCUGGCCAUUCAAUCACACAAAACUGUCAAAUUUUGUACUUGCACUUGAAACUGUUCGAAAAUGACGUAAAUUGCCCCAAAACAAGCGAGAUUUGUACCGACAUUUAUCAAAAUAAGAUAAAUUUCCAACUAACUGGUCAAGGGAAAAGACAAUUUAACGAUAAUUCGCCCGAAUUAUUUCAAAUUUUUGUCAUUUUGAAAUACUGGCAAUUGAUAGGACGAAAUGAUUUCAAUCAAGAAUUGUUUUGGAAAUUAGUAAGUAUUAUAUCUCCACAGAAGAAAUUAAACUUGUACAACGAAUUCAUCCCUCUAGUACAGCGAAUAAUAUCUCAAUGCGUCAAUUUAAACUAUUCAAGGAUCGCUCAACUAAUUAAAUCGGGCAACGAAUUAGCUUGCCGCUCAAUAUGUCAUCUGCCCGAUCAAGAAAGGAUGUGCUCUCUUUUCUUUUCCCAGUUCCCCUUAUUAACACCUCAGUCCAAAUCGGUUCUGAUAGAUGAAGUUGACCAUCAUUGGGAGGAUAGAAUAAGUUUGCUCCCGUCGACUUCGUACCAAAAAUUUCUCAGUAUCAUUAUUAACUGCCUCGAUGAUUAUACAACAACACAACAAGGUGACGUAGGACGUCUAGUAAGAAUACAGGCUUUAAAAGCUAUACAGGCACAUCCUGGCUUGUUAUCUGGGGAUGGUGACACCAUCAGGCCAAAAUUAACGAGAUUGCUGGCGGAACCUGUACCAGAGAUCAGAAGACUAAGUUUCCAAUUACUUACUUCAGUCGCACCGCAAGUCACUGAGCUAUCUGACUCUUCAAUACUUAAUUACCAUCACAAAAAAGGUCUAAGCAAAGAAUUCUGGAAAGGAUAUGUAGUAAGCGCUGGAGCAAUACAUUUUACCGACUCCCAGCUCACUUCAUCAAUUGAUUCUUUUAUCGUGUACUUUAGAUCUUUAUCUCCUUCGCAACAGUUGGAAUUAUGCCAUGAUUUAAUCAGGAUAAUUCCGAGUGCUAGACAAAUCGGUGAAUUAAGAAAAUGUGAUUGCAAUAAAGAUCCAUUAACGGGCGGUAUGAGGUUUGAUACCAUCAAAUUCACUAUUAAUUGCGUAAAAUUUUGGACUAGAAUCAUGGAAUCUGGUUUAGUUGUUUUGCACCAUGAUUUUGAUUUUCAAGGUGUUUUCGCCAAAUUCUAUAACCUACAUUUAUUAGAGAAUGUGACAUUGAGAGUAAACGUCGUCAAAUUCCUUCCAUUCUUGGCAAUUUCCUGUUACUACACAAUGAGAGAAACUACUGACCGAAAUAAUCUAUCCAACCUGGUCAAUUCAAUUUUGAAAAGGCUGCUGGUUAUUGUGAAACGUGAAUACACAGCAACGAAAUCAAAGUUUAUGAUAAAUCAAAAUAUUGCUUUGCAAAGUAUGUUCCAGAUAUUUUUGGAGUUAAGUGCCACCAGACAACUCCAAACGCUACAAGCGGCCUGCCAGAAUCAUGAGUUGGCGGAUAUAUUAGAGUCUGAUAUCACUAUAUAG